Nanorana parkeri is the source of this 1197-nucleotide messenger RNA. It is a transcript of the gene TMEM106B, whose product is annotated as transmembrane protein 106B. The transcript is spliced from 8 exons. The record is from RefSeq and is a predicted model, not a curated record. Bases 96 to 911 code for a protein of 271 amino acids. Lineage: Eukaryota; Metazoa; Chordata; Amphibia; Anura; Dicroglossidae.
GUUUUGUCCCCAGCGCCGCCCCGUAGUGUGUGACGUCACACAGAGCCAGGCCUGGCAGCGCACAGACAAGGCACGGAGAUCGGAGCUGAAGAGUUAUGGGAAAAUCGUACUCGCUCAUGCCGCCGCACGGUGGAAAGGAUGGUCUGGGUGAAGGUGGCGCACCGUCAGAGGACUCCAGCGCUCUUGUGAACUCGGAUGGCCAUGAGGAAGGAAGGAACGGUGACGUGUCCCAUUUCCCCUAUGUGGAGUUCACAGGGAAAGACAGCGUGACCUGCGCCACAUGCCAAGGGACGGGGCGCAUCCCCAGAGGUCGUGAAAAUCAGCUCGUGGCUUUGAUACCGUACAGCGAUCAGAGACUGCGCCCGAGAAGAACAAAACUCUAUGUGACCGUCUCCGUCGUCGUGUGUCUGCUGCUCUCUGGUCUGGCGGUGUUCUUCCUCUUCCCGCGUUCCAUCGACAUCCAGUACGUCGGCGUGAAGGCGGUCUAUGUGCGCUAUGAGGAGUCCACCAAUUCCGUGUAUCUCAACAUCACGAACACGCUGAAUAUAACCAACAACAACUUCUAUUCGGUGGAGGUCGACAACGUGACCGGGCAGGUUCAGUAUUAUAAAACCGUUAUUGGGAAGUCGAAGUUAAACAACGUCACCAAGAUCGGACCGCUGGAUACUAAACAAAUUGACUACAUGGUGCCGACCAAAAUAGGGAAAGAGUUUGACUACAUGUACACCUACUGCACCCUGCCGAGCAUUAAAGUUCACAACAUAGUGGUGAAUAUGCAGGUGACAGUCACCAUUUCAUACUUGGGGCACCCCGAGCAGCUCUCGCAGGAAGUCUACCAGUACGUAGACUGCGGAGGAAACGCGACGUACCACCUCGGCCAGUCCAAUCUCCCCAUAUUCAAACAGCCGUAGGCUUGGCGAGGCUGCAGAGGAGGCUUUGUGCUGAUUUUGCCAUCUCACACACAGGGUGGCCGGCAGUUAUUUCCGUUGUGAGCGCACGGCUUGGGGAGCGGUCGGCGCUGUUAGAAUAGGCUCUAACCCUGUAACGUAGACUGAAGGUUUCCAUUCACCGAAUCACUUGGUGCGACUCGCUAAUUUAACUUGUAAAUACUUCUGUACAUAGUCUAUUGUUAAUGUACUGUAUAUGUCUCAGAAUGCAGGUGAUGUGAUAUGUUCAACUUUAUUGGCUGCUUUAAGG